Molecule: messenger RNA, 699 nt
Organism: Microthlaspi erraticum
Lineage: Eukaryota; Viridiplantae; Streptophyta; Magnoliopsida; Brassicales; Brassicaceae
Source: the annotation of a GenBank genome assembly
AUGAGUAGAAAAGAUGUGAUUGUAUGCCGAGGAAUAUGGUAUGUAAUGACUCUACUCUCGAUCUUUGGCCUCUCCAUAUCACUCAAUCUUCUCUGGCCACCUGGAGAAAAGUCAUCGUUAGUGUCAUGGUCUCGGUUUCUUAGGGACGGUGCGGUGAGUGUCGCAACAAUCUAUGCCGUGACGCUAUUCAGAUAUUUUUGCUUCAGCGAUCCUCCUUCUCCUUGCUACAAGGUCUUUACCACAAAGACGGAGAGGAUUAUUCAGGGUCUGUUCUCCUUACUCCUCUUAAGUGCAGUCAUCAUCAGCUCGCCUUUACAGUAUAAACUGCUGAUGGAAAAGGCGUUUGUGUUGCCUGUGUCGUUAUUCAGCAUCUCGUCGUUCACGGGAGGGAUAGGUCUCAUGCAGCUAUCGGAUAAGCUUAGGAUGGAGGUGAGACAUGCUUUGCGCACGCUCUUCCUCGGAUGGUUGUUUUGUCUUUGUGGCAUUUAUAUCUGUUGCUCAUACGACCCUGCUGUAGACACUGAGGGGUUGGUAUACUUACUUCGUGUAGAAUUUCAGUUGUUGGUUGCCUCUUCUUUCUGUAGUUAUAGUGCACGCUUGGAGGAGGACAAACCCAGAGGCUGUCUACAGAUUCUAGAACGUUAUCGCCACGCAUGCGCUCUGAUUUCAUGUUUACUAUUCUUUUUCUUUUGGUUUUAG